AUGGAAAGUGUUGCUUCGUCGGUUUCUCUAAAUCAACCCUGGGUAGCAGCUGGCGACUUCAAUGUCAUAGCUGCAGCAGAGGAGUGUGAAGGGGGGCCUCCCGCCAAUGUUCGGAACAUGGAUGAAUUUAAUGCUGCCAUGUUUAAUUGCGGCCUAUCUGUAAUUGAUUUUGAUGGAUCUCAUUUCACAUGGACUAAUGGGUCAGUCUGGCAGCACUUGGACCGGGCAUUGGGGAAUAGGCUGUGGUCUGAGGCCUAUCCGCUAUCUAGGGUUUCUCAUAUGGCCAGAGGGAGAUCUGAUCAUAGCCCUCUUUUGAUUAAAUGUGCAGGCAAUAGGGUGGGUUCGUCUUGUUUUCGGUUUCUCAAUAUUUGGCGGCGUCACCCCCAAUUUCGGGAGAUAGUGUUGGAAGCGUGGAAUAAAGAGGUCUAUGGCAUGGAGAUGGUUAGAUUUUACAACAAACUCGAAAUGGUGCGGGACAAAUUGAAGCAAUGGAACCAUGAGGUGUUUGGCAAUGUUUCUUCUAAGGUGGCAGAGGCUGAGCAGGAGUUGAAACAAAGGGAGUCAGAGAUUUCUUCCAAAGGUAUGGAGCAACCCAAGAGCUGGUCCCACUCUCUGUUGGUGCUCAUCGCGAAAGUGGAGGGUGCAUCCCACUGGAGGGAGUUUCAGCCCAUUAGCUUUUGUAAUGAGUUGGUUUUAGACUUGGAUAGGAGGUUGAUUGAUCCAAACUUGAUCUUGAAACUGGACAUGGAGAAGGCAUACGAUCGGGUCGACUGGUCGUUCUUACUUUUUAUGCUUACGCAAUAUGGCUUUGAAGAGGCUGUAAUGGAUUUGCUCUUUCGAACGUUCUCUAAUUCUUGGUUCUCGGUCUUAAUUAAUGGGGAGCCAACAGGCUUCGUGAAGUCUUAUCAGGGGGAUGCGUUGUUGUCCAUAAGGGAUUUUUUGCAGCUCUACCAGCAUUGCUCUAGCCAAAAGGUGAAUAUUACUAAGAGUGCUUUUUACGCGUCGUCUAGGAUUACGGACACUCAGCUGACCCUGGUCAGCACGACCCUGGGGUAUCAACGUCAAGGUUUUCCGUUUCGGUAUCUAGGGGUGCCACUAAUCCGUGGUGGGGUUACAUGUGCAGGGUUUGAUGGGUUGCUGGCCAAAGUGCUCCAACCGCCGAAGGCAGUGUUGCUGCAUUUAGGCCGAGUGUGUAAAGCUUUCCUGUGGGACACCUCUACUGAAGCCAAAAGGGUCCAUUGGGUGGCUUGGGAUAAGGCAUCCAUUUGGGCUAUGUUCAUGCACGUUAAGUACGUCAGAGGUGGGCAUCCUCUUCUUGUUUCACCUGACCGUCCGUCCCCAGUUUGGCGCCGUUUGUUGGAAGUGAGGGAUCUCACGAAGGGGAAUAUCCGGUGGUGUCUGGGCGAGGGCUUGGUUGACUUCUGGCAGGACAGGUGGUGUUCUGAUGUUCCGCUUGCUAGUUUGGUGCCAGGGCCUAAGUCACACAGGUUGGUGGGAGAGUUCUUUCUCUCUGAUGGUUGGGAUGAACAGUGGCUUCGACUGCUUCUUCCGGGGCACUUGGUGUCGAAGAUCUUGGAGCUGCGUAUAUUCCCCAAUACUCGAGACCAAAUGAUUUGGGCGGCGUCACCUUCGGGGAGUUUUACUAUGUCUUCAGCUUGGGAGGUUCUUCUCUCCAAGCACAACUGGUCCACUAUUGAUUCAUUGGUCUGGAGCUCGGUGGUCCCUCUGAAGAUUUCCUUAUUUGCUUGGCGUUUGUUGCUAGGAUGGCUUCCCUUGGAUGAUCUCCUUCAAGCAAGCAGUGUUUGGUGGCAUUUCUCUCACGUCUUUGGGCUGAUGGUCCAGGGUAGUGGGGUGGCUACGAGGCUUGCCAGCUGGCUCUUGUCUCAUCGGUUUGUUUCACAGAGUCAUAUUCGUGUCAUUCUUCCUCUAUUGAUUUUGUGGUUCCUUUGGAAGGGCCGUAACAAGGACCACUUGGAGGGGACGAGUAUGUCGUCUGAUCAGAUAAUCAACCAGGUGUGUGCAUUUCUCGACCAGUUGGGUAGGGGUGGCCUGCUUAAGGUGGAGUAUUUCAAAGGGGACACAGAUUGUGCUUGGGUGCACUAUGGUAAGGUCAAGGAAAAAUUGGUACAGCUUCGCGCCUUUUCUUGGGUGAAACCUCUAGGGCAAGCUGUGAAUCUCAAUACUAAUGCAAGUGUCGUAAGCGGGCGUGCUAUGGGUGGAGGGGUGGUGCGUUCGACUAAGGGUGAUUUAGUGUUUGCCUUUUAUAAAGAGUUUGGAGAGCAAGACAUUCUCUCUGCAGAAGCAUUGGCAUUGCAGGAGGGCCUACGCUCUUGCCAGGACAACAAUCUCUUGGGAUUCGUAGUGGAGGUAGAUUCUAGUACUUUAGUGAGUGUCGUGUCCUCCAAGAUGCCAUCUCGCUGGCCAUUAUGCAACAUUAUUAGGCAUAUUCAAUUCUUGGUGGCGAAUUUAGGAGUGUCUUUGGUUCACACGUUCAGAGAAGCAAAUGCGGUUGCAGAUGCUUUGGCCUCCUUGAACCUACGAUCGGAUGUCCGGUUCUCAAGUGCUGCAGAUCUCCCUUCUAAAGUUUGGUCACUUUUGCAGUUCGAUAAGUUGUCCACUCCUUGUCAGAAAAUCUACUACAUUCCUUUGGGUGCAACUCAUGAUAAAGUGGCCUUUAUCAUGAAGAUGAAAAAUGGAAGUGGCCUCAAGAUAGGAAAAUGUCAAAGGAAGUAA
Messenger RNA from Coffea arabica (coffee), 2733 nucleotides. The record is from RefSeq and is a predicted model, not a curated record. NCBI's taxonomy places the organism in Eukaryota, Viridiplantae, Streptophyta, Magnoliopsida, Gentianales, Rubiaceae.